Cannabis sativa is the source of this 1080-nucleotide messenger RNA. RefSeq lists its product as uncharacterized. NCBI's taxonomy places the organism in Eukaryota, Viridiplantae, Streptophyta, Magnoliopsida, Rosales, Cannabaceae. The record is from RefSeq and is a predicted model, not a curated record. The transcript has 8 exons. The coding region runs from base 153 to 962 and encodes 269 amino acids.
AAAAAAGUUAAUUUUCGUACGUAAUACCGUUUCAUUGAAGAAAACGACAAGUCGUUAUAUGUAAAUAAUAGAGGUUUUCCGGAAGAGGGGGAAGAAAGAAGGCAGUCCAGACUUCAGUCCUGGGUUGGGUUGUUUCAGAAAUCAUUCACAUAAUGGAAGCUACUAUGAUGAGAUACUGCUCUAAUAGUAUUAGUAAUAAUGGUCUUGUACUCAAAGCCCUCAAACCUCUCCAAUUCAAACUUACAAACCCACCUCAGUGCUCCAUCUCUUCUCACUCUCUCCACUCUGAUGAUGAAUUAGGUUCUUCUGUUAGGAGGGUAUAUGAUGGACUGUUAUUGGAUGCUGGGGGUACCCUUUUGCAGCUGGCAAAGCCAGUCGAAGAGACUUAUGCCACAAUUGGUGCCAAAUAUGGUCUGACUACUACUCCUGCUGAAAUAAAGCAAGGGUUUAAGAGGGUUUUUUCAGCUCCAUGGCCUGAAAAGCUUCGUUACCAGGGAGAUGGGAGACCAUUUUGGAAACUUGUUGUUUCUCAAGCCACUGGAUGUUCUGAUAUUGAUUAUUUUGAAGAAGUUUAUGAGUACUAUGCUAAUGGUCAUGCUUGGCAUCUUCCUUGUGGAGCUUAUGAAACGAUAAACCUACUUAAAGAUGCUGGAGUUAAAGUUGCUGUAGUAUCCAAUUUUGACACUCGCUUGAGGAAGCUCUUGAAGGACCUCAAUGUUAUAGACCUGUUUGAUGCAGUCAUUAUAUCUUCAGAGGUUAAGUAUGAAAAACCAGAUCCAAAGAUAUUUGAAACAGCUUUAGAUCAAAUUAAUGUGAAGGCUUGCAAAGCUGUACAUGUUGGAGAUGAUACGAAGGCAGACAAGGUUGGUGCCAACGCCGUUGGGGUCGAUUGCUGGUUAUGGGGAGUUGAUGUGAAGACAUUCUCAGAUAUUCAAAAUGGCAUUCUCAUUUCCGAGUCGUAGUGCUCAUUUCUUGAUAUUGAUUCAGGUUUCUUUGUUCAUGACCUGUAUCUUUUAUUAUGCUUUCAAUUGUAAACUCAAUUUCUUCAUAAAAGGAAAAUUAACUAGCCAAUUUUACAAA